This is a messenger RNA of Bursaphelenchus okinawaensis, 301 nucleotides long. NCBI's taxonomy places the organism in Eukaryota, Metazoa, Nematoda, Chromadorea, Rhabditida, Aphelenchoididae. The record is from the annotation of a GenBank genome assembly.
AUGGGUCGGAUAGUGUAUAAUGGGAAGAGAAAGAAGGCAUCGGAUGGGGUAAAGAAUGAUAAAGUAGGGUUUAGUAAGUUUAAAGCUAGGGCUAGGGCCACGGCCAUAACCACAAUCAGAGCGAGAGCUGGAGCCGAAACCUAAACUAGAGCUAAAUAUAGAACUAGACCUAGAGCUAGACCUAGAGCUAGAGCUAGAACCUGAGCCAGAACCUGGGAUUGAGCUAGGGCUCAAGCUAGAGCCAGAACCAAAGCCAGAAGCAGAGCUAGAGCCACGUCCUUACCCAGAGUCACAGCCAUAG